Lagenorhynchus albirostris (white-beaked dolphin) is the source of this 4941-nucleotide messenger RNA. RefSeq names its product MYB proto-oncogene like 1 (gene MYBL1). The record is from RefSeq and is a predicted model, not a curated record. Bases 183 to 2435 code for a protein of 750 amino acids. Lineage: Eukaryota; Metazoa; Chordata; Mammalia; Artiodactyla; Delphinidae. The transcript has 16 exons. Gene Ontology annotation, biological process: regulation of DNA-templated transcription. Gene Ontology annotation, molecular function: RNA polymerase II cis-regulatory region sequence-specific DNA binding; DNA-binding transcription factor activity, RNA polymerase II-specific. Gene Ontology annotation, cellular component: nucleus.
GGUCCGCGCCUCAGUCCUUCUGUCGUGCCCUGCCGGGGACUUGCGUUCCGCACUCGGUCGCCGCGGAGAGGGACCUCGGAGAGGGAAGCGGAGGGAGGGUCGGGGAGAAGGAGCAUUAGCCUGAGGCUGGAGGAGGCUGAACUGCGUCCCCGCCCAGCCCGCGCCUAUGCGGUACUUGAAGGAUGGCGAAGAGGUCGCGCAGUGAGGAUGAGGAUGAUGACCUUCAGUAUGCUGAUCAUGAUUAUGAAGUCCCGCAACAAAAAGUGUUGAAGAAACUCUGGAAUAGAGUAAAAUGGACAAGAGAUGAGGAUGAUAAGUUAAAGAAGUUGGUUGAACAACAUGGAACUGAUGAUUGGACUCUAAUUGCUAGUCAUCUUCAAAAUCGUUCUGAUUUUCAGUGUCAGCAUCGGUGGCAGAAAGUUUUAAAUCCAGAAUUGAUAAAGGGUCCCUGGACUAAAGAGGAAGAUCAGAGGGUUAUUGAAUUAGUUCAGAAAUAUGGGCCAAAAAGAUGGUCUUUAAUUGCAAAACAUUUAAAAGGAAGAAUAGGCAAGCAGUGUAGAGAAAGAUGGCAUAAUCAUCUGAAUCCUGAGGUAAAGAAAUCUUCCUGGACAGAAGAGGAGGACAGGAUUAUCUAUGAAGCACAUAAGCGGUUGGGAAAUCGUUGGGCGGAAAUUGCCAAACUACUUCCUGGAAGGACUGAUAACUCUAUCAAAAAUCAUUGGAAUUCUACCAUGCGAAGAAAAGUGGAGCAGGAAGGCUACUUACAAGAUGGAAUAAAAUCAGAACGAUCUUCAUCUAAACUUCAACACAAACCUUGUGCGACUAUGGACCAUUUGCAAACCCAGAAUCAGUUUUACAUACCUGUUCAGAUCCCGGGCUAUCAGUAUGUGUCACCUGGAGGCAAUUGUGUAGAACAUGUUCAGCCUUCUUCUGCCUUUAUUCAGCAACCCUUUGUUGAUGAAGACCCUGAUAAGGAAAAAAAAAUAAAGGAACUUGAGUUGCUUCUUAUGUCAGCUGAGAAUGAAGUUAGAAGAAAGCGAGUUCCAUCACAACCUGGAAGCUUUUCUAGCUGGUCUGGUAGUUUCCUCAUGGAUGAUAGCAUGUCUAAUACUCUAAGCCUCGAGGAGCACACUAGUGAGUUUUACGGUCUGGAUGAAAAUCAGGCUGUGUCUGCUCAGCAGAACUCACCCACAAAGUUCCUGGCCGUGGAGGCAAACGCUGUGCUGUCCUCUCUACAGACCAUCCCAGAAUUUGCAGAGACUCUAGAACUUAUUGAAUCUGAUCCUGUAGCAUGGAGUGAUGUUACUAGCUUUGAUCUUUCUGAUGCUGCUGCUUCUCCUGUCAAGUCCACACCAGUAAAACUAAUGCGAAUUCAGCACAACGAAGGAGCCAUGGAAUGUCAAUUUAACGUCAGUCUUGUACUUGAAGGGAAAAAAAACAGUUGUAACAGUGCAGACAGUGAGGCUGUUCCUUUAACAUCUCCAAGUGUGGCUAAGUUUAGCACUCCACCAACCAUCCUCAGAAAGAAGAGAAGAAUGCGAGUGGGUCAGUCCCCAGGCAGCAACCCUGGUGAUGGCUCAUUCAAUGAUGGUGGUAAUACGGCACUAAAACACACACCGGUGAAAACACUACCAUUUUCUCCUUCACAGUUUUUCAACACGUGUCCUGGAAAUGAACAAAUUAAUAUAGAAAAUCCUUCAUUCACAUCAACCCCUAUUUGUGGGCAGAAAGUUCUCAUUACAACUCCUCUUCAUAAGGAAACAACCCCCAAAGAUCAAAAGGAAAAUGUAGGGUUUAGAACACCUACUAUUAGAAGAUCUAUAUUGGGUACCACACCAAGAACUCCCACUCCUUUUAAGAAUGCGCUUGCUGCUCAGGAGAAAAAAUAUGGCCCUCUUAAAACUGUGUCACAGCCACUUGCCUUCUUGGAAGAAGAUAUUCGGGAAGUUUUAAAAGAAGAAACUGGAACAGACAUAUUCCUCAAAGAGGAAGAUGAACCAGCUUACAAAAGCUGCAAACAAGAGCAUACUGCUUCUGUAAAGAAGGUCAGAAAAUCACUAGUCUUAGAUAAUUGGGAAAAAGAAGAACCAGCCACUCAACUAGUAACUGAAGAUCUUUCAGGCAUGCAGUCAGAAAACAUAUUUACAACAUCUUUAUUAAUGAUACCAUUAUUGGAAAUACAUGACAAUAGGUGCAACUUGACUCCUGAAAAACAAGAUAUAAAUUCAACCAACAAAACAUAUACACUUAAUAAAAAGAAACCAAAUCCUAACACUUCCAAAGUUGUCACAUUGGAAAAGAAUCUUCAGUCUUGUGAAUGGGAAACAGUGGUUUAUGGGAAGACGGAAGACCAACUUAUCAUGACGGAACAAGCAAGAAGAUAUUUGAGCACUUAUACAGCUACAGGCAGUACCUCAAGAGCUCUCAUACUGUGAUUGUUAUUAAAACGGAUGAAAUGCCCCACUUCCUUAUUAGAUUCUAUACCAAAUUAGGCUGCAAUGAAUUUUUUUUGUUGAUUAACUGUUUUUAAAGUUUUAAUACAGCCCUAAAAUGGUUUGCAUCCUUUUUCAUAUUGGGCAAGCAGAAAGCUAGGCACUUAAGUAAGGGGUAGGCAAUUUCACAGUUUAUUUUUUAAGACGUAAGAUUUUAAAAAAUUGUUUUUAAAGAACAAGAUGGGGAAAUCAUAUUAGAAUAUUCCUGGGUAUUCUAAAAGUAAAUUCUCACAUAUUUUCUUCAAAAGAUAUAUGUUGCUACUCUCCUGAUGCUGCGGUUUUGUUAUAGAUAGGUUUUAUGAGUAUGUAUGAUUUCUGAAACUAGUCUCUGUAUAGAAAGCACUCAUGGUUUUAUGAAGUACUUUUGCCUAUCUGCUGAUUUACUUAGGCUACCAUUUACAAAGAAACACAGUGGAAAGGAAUUUAAAAGAAAGAAAGUCGCACUACUAAUUUUUGGUAUUUUUCAAAAAACAGUAAAAUUAACUACAGUGUUAAAUGUAUUUAUUUGAGCAUAGUACUAAAAACAAAAGGCAUUGCAAAAAGGUUUUUUCCUUAUUAGUAAAGAGUCAGUAUUUUCUUCAUAAAUCUCAGAAGAGCUGAGAGUUUUGUUGAAUGUAUUGUACAGUAUGUAGGAGCAGGAAAACUUUGUAAAUUGGAAAGAAGUCUGUUUUUAUAAUUUAUUUUCAUUUUUAAAGCUUAAAUGUAGAUAUUUAUACCUAUACAGGGUGUCUAGAAGCCAAUGUUGUUUCCUGUUAUUACAAGCUAACAUAGUAAAGAACAGUUUUGAGUUUUAAGUAUGAAACAAUAGUAAGUUAUAGCUGCAAAGAAUACAAUAUCUAUACUGUAUGUCACAUCUACCUAAAUAUUGCACUAUGUCCUUUAAAUCAUGUUGGUUAUAUAAAGUAGUUCUAAAAAUGUACUAAAUAAUAAUUUAAUAUUUUCUUUUUAAAUUAUAUGGGGGGGUCAUAUAAUUUAAUCUGGUGAUUUGUAUAUGUGUUUGAAAUUUUUGCAUUUUGUUUAAAAAAUAAUAUGGUACUUGGUCCCUAAAAACAGUCUGCACUUAGACGUUUAUUAUAUUUACUCAAUGUUUCAGAAGUAGAGAACAUUAUCUUUUAUUUAUAAAAAUAUAUGUCCUUUUAUAAAUGUUUUGUGUUUCUCUACAGGUUACAACAGUUGCUUCAGUUGCCUGUUUUAGGUGUUUGCACUUAUUUUAUUUCUUCUUGAAAGAAUGUCUUUAUUUGCUUUUGUGUAGAGAUUUUAUGUAAUUUUUUUUGAGACAUAUAAUGGUGUGCUGUCAACUUAAACACUGACAGGUAAAUAGAAUUGUACACUGUAGUUUUAAUUAUUUGUAAUUGACACACUCUCUCCCUCUCCACUCCUGAAGUAUGCUGCUAUAGAAGAUAGCAGAAUCGGCUUGCUGCUAUGAGAGAAGGAAAGAGCAACCACCACUUGCACUGUGUGAAAAGAUAAAAAGCAAAUGAUGGCAAGUUCUCAAGUUAACUUAAUGGAAUCAACCAUUACCAGGCAAAUUCUUGCAAAUAUUAAAAUGCUAUGCCUUAAAACAAAAACAGCUUAAGAUUCUCUGAUGUUUUUAUGUUGAUAGAAAUGGAAAUACUAUUUUAAUGCCUAGCUUUUGAACAGUAGACCUAAAAGGGUUUUAAGCUAUUUAAAUCUACUUGCUCAUUUUUGCAUAUUAUAUGUAGUGAGAAGUGAAGAAAAUGUGUGGUACUAAGAUUAUGCCUUGUUGAUACAAAUAGAUGAACCAAUUUGAAUCUUCGUAGCAUGUUUGUUAAGUAUGUUGAUUGCUUCCUAAUUAGUGAACUUCUCACAGAAACUUCACUUUGUAAAACCAGUGAUUGUAGCAAAAUCAUACUGGAUCAUUUCAAUUUCAGUUAUCUUGAAUAACAUAUAAUGGUUCCUUUUUUUUUUUUUUUUUUUAUGUAGCCCUUAGCUGGUUUGGAUGAACAUAGUCUCCAAUUACCAAAGUAUAAUAUCUUGGAAGAGCUAUAUUUUUUUAAAGCAUAAUUUUUCUUGAGCAUUAAAUUAUCCCACAUGUAAUGUAUUGAAAAUCAGCUUGGGCUUUUUGGACAGAGUACAUAUUUGGGUUGGUAUUGGUUGAAUCCUCUAGUUAACUGCUUUGUUGCUUUUUGCAAGAAGAUUUCUUAAUCUUAAACAUGUCAGGCAUCUUAAAUCACCUUUUAUACUGUUAUGUUCCUUUGAAUUUCUUUCAGUAUGUUAUAAAAAUGCCGGACAUAUAUGUAGCAGCCAUACUUGCAUGGAAACUGACUACACAUAUAUAAUACCACAUUUUGUUAUAAGGUUUUCGCAUUAAUACAGCAAUUACCCUGACUAAAUUGAGUUUUUUGAUGUAUGGGAAAACUUUCCAUUGUAAGAGAAUCUUGCAUACAAUGUUGACUGUUAACAUCCAAAAUAAAACAUCUGUGUACAA